Messenger RNA from Colletotrichum chrysophilum, 2676 nucleotides. RefSeq lists its product as uncharacterized. Lineage: Eukaryota; Fungi; Ascomycota; Sordariomycetes; Glomerellales; Glomerellaceae. The transcript has 2 exons. The coding region runs from base 1 to 2676 and encodes 891 amino acids. The record is from RefSeq and is a predicted model, not a curated record.
AUGGUCUUCCUGAGGUUGGAGGUUUUUCAUCAGGUAACGGCGCAGUUGCAGUGCUCCACGCCGGGAGUCCAAUCUCUUCUGUGCACGCUAUUAGUGUUUUACGACAUCUACUACUGCCGAAGACCACUGCCACCUCCAGAGCGCCCUCUCGAGCCAUGGGACAGUGCCUGGGAAGACGUCAAGAGAUGGCUUAAUGGUGCUCAUGUCACUAUGCUUCUGAGCGCUCUGAUUCUCGGCUACGGAACAUUUCUCGCCGUCGACCAAGAGCCUCCUUCGACGUUCUUCUGCUCGACUCUCCUGGACAGCCGGGUCCUGACACUUGCCCUCCAAUUGCUGGGAUUGUUCUUGGAUGCCGCCAUCGCCAUCAUCCUCCACCGGAUCCUCUCGUGGACAAAGACAACGAAGCUGAGGCUGAGAACCCUCGGCGUGAUCCAGGCCCUGACUGGUGUCUUCAUCAAAGUCUUCCAGAUUCUCGCCUCUCCUUUCAUCUCCACCGAUGAGGGAUACCCCACGUCCAUCAGGGGUCUCGACUCGCUGUACUUCUUCGACAUUUUCAUCGACAGCUUCACCUUCACCGCGUUGAUCGGCUCGCUCGCCAUCCUCGUCUGCGAGACCAGUCCUUCCGUCCCGGCCAGCGUUAUCACCUUCAUAUCAGGAAUGUCAGCAGCCUACCAAAACGUCACGCGCAUCGGUCAAUGGCAGAUUCACUCCAAGUUCGCCGCCAUCCUCCCGCUGUACUUCAUCGCCACGGGCUUCGGGUCCCUCUUGUACACCGCCAACAUUAGGUCCGUCCUCUUUGUUCGGAGGGUCGUCAUCGUUGUCGUGCUGCCGUUCUUCCUCUUGGCCAUGACCCUGUAUGGUGCCCUCAAGUCGGAUACAGUCAAGGGCCAUCCCCUCGAGAGGGAAAUCUACAACGCCAGAGUCAACGGCGACAGAUGGCUGCGCCAAGCCUCGACCAGUGACAGCCUCCGCAUCGCCGCCGAAGUCUACCAGGAGAGACACUACGGGCGUCUCCCGCCGCCCAACUUUGACAAGUGGUACGAGUUCGCCAAGGAACGCAAAUCCGUCAUCAUCGAUCACUUUGAGCAGAUGGAGAGCGAUAUCCUUCCGUUCUGGGGCAUGAAGCCUGAGACGAUCCGCAAGGCGUACGACGAGAGGAUCCCGAAGGAGCCUCGGAUGGCCGUGGUCACGAUCCAAGACAAGAAAGCAAUCCAUAACUACAUGUGGGACGACGAGAACAAGAAGAUGCUCGACGCGAUGAUUGACAUGAUUCACGGAUUUGUUGAGCAUCUGUCGGAUAUGAAAAUACCGAUUAACCUGGCUGAUCAACCGAGAGUCCUGACUCCAUGGACAGAUUUGAUCAGGUACACCAAGGCUGGUAGGAACUCAUCGAAGAAGUUCAAGUUGCUAUCCUCACGAUCCGAGGAGUCUGCUGGAGGGCCACCUCCCGAGCCUCCGAAGCCAGAUGCUGCGCCCGAGGGCCAGAAACAAGAAAAUCCUCCCAAGCAGGAGGAGCCGAAGCAGGAGAUCCAACCACCCGCCCAAAACCAACCCGCAGAACCCCAAUUGGGUCUGCCGCCCGCCGCACCGCAGUCAAAUGCAAUGGCAUACGCCUCCACCAAAGCCUUCCGCGAACUGGAGGCCUCGGUUUGUCCCGCCGACAGCCCCGGCCGCUCAGGCCUCCACUGGAACAUCCGCGACUUCUGCUCCGACUGCGUCAAGUUUCACUCCGAAGACCAGUUCAUCUUCAGCUGGGCCGAGUCCAAGGCCCUCUGCGACCAGCAAGAUAUCACGCGCCUGCACAGCUUUCACCUCUCCGCCCCGAAGAUCGACCCGAUUCAGGAACUCAUACCCGUCUUCGGCAGGUCCAAGGCCGACGGCUUCAACGACAUCCUCAUCCCCCUCGUGCCGCCGGAGGACGAGGCCGCCGACCUCAACAAGCCGUUCCGCCAGCGCAAGGACGCGCUCUACUGGCGCGGCGCGAUCGGCGACCGGCCCAUCAGCGACGAGGCACUCCGCGGCAGCCACAAGAACCGGCUUGUGCACCUUGUCAACAACGCCACGGUCGUGGACGAGGUGACGAUGCUGCUCGUCGCGCCCGCGCAGAAGAACUACUUCGCUUACGAGGCCGUCCGCGCCGCCGAGGCCAACGGCAUUCUGCCCUUCAACGUCGGCAUCGCCGAGUACGACUGCCAGGGCCCGGCGUGCGACGUCGCCCACGCCGAGCUGGGGCAGGUACCGGCGGACGUGGACCCCUUGGAGCAUCGCUACGUGUUCCUACUCGACGAGGACUCGGCGCCGCCGCGGGACUUUCUGCGCACCAUCCGCUCCGCCGGCAGCGUGCCUUUCCUGACGUCGGUGUUUGGGGAGUGGUACUCGGAGCGGCUGAUCCCGUGGCUGCACUUCGUGCCGAUCGACCUGCGGUACCACGCGCUGCACAGCACGCUCGCGUACUUUGUCGGGCUCAACGGCAAGGGCAAGGUCAACGGGCGGACCAUCGAGACGGAGUCGCGGUGGGAGGACGGCGAGUGGAUCGCCACGCAGGGGAAGCGGUGGGCGGAGCAGGCGAUUCGGAGGGAGGACAUGGAGAUUUACCUCUUCCGGCUGCUGCUGGAGUGGGGCCGUGUUGUGAGGGACGAUCGGGAUAGCAUUGGUUUCCGGAUGGACAAGGCGUAA